AUGGAUUUUGCAUCUUCUUCAUUGUUCACACUAGAUUUUGCCUGUGAAAAUGAGUUAGAUUUCUCGAGUUUGCUCACUCCUCCAACGUUUAUAUCGUUCCAAGAACCUAUUAAUCCAUCUUACCCGAUCGUUCAUUGUGCCAAUAUUGAAAACGAUGGAAGACAAAGAAUCUACGAGACGGCCAUGACAAAAGAAGAAGAUGAGCCGAAGAACAAGAGAGCGAAACAUAGAGAGAUUGAGAGACAAAGAAGGCAAGAAGUCACGUCUCUUUUCAAGAAUUUAAGAUUCAUAUUGCCAUUUCAAUACAUUAAGGGUAAACGUUCUUCAUCAGAUCACGUUCAAGAAGCUGCGAAUUACAUCAAAGACUUACAGAAGAAGAUCGAAGAGGUCACUGAUAAAAGAGAUCGACUCAAGAGAUCCAUCACUGAUCCAUCUUCAACAGAAGAGUGUUCUAUACAAUCAUUAUCACCAUCACCAUCACUAAACUGUUCUUGUGUUGGAGAAACACACAUUGAUGUCGUGGUCAGGACCUGUUUGCUUGGUAUCGAGAUCGUAGCAAGUUACUGUUUCAGAAAUAAAUCUUGCCUCUCAAGUCUUCUUCAACUUCUCGCUCAAGAACAAUACCUUCAUGUUGUUGAGAAUGGCAUAGAGGUUAACUUAUCGGAGCUCCAAGAAAAUAUAGUAUUAAUGGGAAUAUCGUAG
Messenger RNA from Microthlaspi erraticum, 702 nucleotides. The record is from the annotation of a GenBank genome assembly. NCBI's taxonomy places the organism in Eukaryota, Viridiplantae, Streptophyta, Magnoliopsida, Brassicales, Brassicaceae.